AUGUCGUUAUAUAAGACCAUGCAUGGUGGGAGAAGCGGCCCCGAAAACCAUUACCGAGCCCAUUGGGAUGCGGGAAUACGAGAGGUGGAAAAAGCGGGACGUCCACGCCAUGAGGAUUCAUGUGCGAACGGCAGAAAGCGCUCAACUUUACACAAACAACAGACUAGAACAAAGAAAAAAAAUAUUAACAUUUAG
Molecule: messenger RNA, 195 nt
Organism: Saccharomycopsis crataegensis
Lineage: Eukaryota; Fungi; Ascomycota; Saccharomycetes; Ascoideales; Saccharomycopsidaceae
Exons: 1
Coding region: 1-195 (64 amino acids)
Source: RefSeq, a predicted model, not a curated record